UUAAGGGCGGGCGGCGCCGCCCUGUGGACGUGGCGGGGCGGCCGCCAUUGCGGCGGCCAUGAGGAGAAGCGGCAGAGAAUGGCCGGCAGAGGCCUGCUGCCGCCGGCCGUAGCGCAGCCGCCCGCCGGCGGUCACCUGUACCCGAUGGAGGGUGAGGGGCCGGAGGAGGAAGGCGAGGGGCCGGAGCUGCGGCCGAGGGGCAGGGAGAAGGUGCGGAGGAGCGCGUCGAGGGACAGGCUGGAUGACAUCGUGCUGCUGGCCAGGGAUAUCCGGGAGGGGGACACGCUGAACGCCAUCGCGCUGCAGUACUGCUGCUCGGUGGCAGACAUCAAGAGAGUUAACAAUCUUAUCAACGAUCAAGAUUUCUUUGCCCUGAGGUCUAUCAAAAUCCCAGUGAAGAAGUUCAGUGUCCUGACUGAAACGCACCUCUCUCCGAAAGGCCGGCCGGUCCUCCGGCCCCCUCAGUGCUCCCCGGCAGCGCAGGAGACAUCCCCACCAGAUAAAUUCUCUGCUAACGAGACUGCUGGCAACUUCCUGAAAGAAGUGGAUCGAGAUAUAGAAGAAAUAGUGAAGUGCAACGAUACGAAGCGGGAGAACCUGAACGAGGUGGUUUCUGCCUUAGCAGCCCAACAGAUCUCCUUCGAAACCGACGGUAAAACUAAAAAAAGCAAGGAUCCUUACUACGGAGCGGAUUGGGGGAUAGGAUGGUGGACAGCUGUAGUCAUCAUGUUGAUUAUUGGCAUAGUGACUCCGGUUUUUUAUCUCCUGUAUUACGAAGUUCUAGUGAAAGCAGAUGUCAGCCACCACUCCACAAUGGAAUCCUCCCGUUUGUUUGUCACAGCGGCGUCGCACCAGAAACAGGUAGAAAACGGGAUCAACCCAGCGAAUAUUAUAAACGUCGAUAAUCAAGGAGAUCUUCAGCCUUAACGACGGGGGGAAACUCAGGCAACUGUUAUCUGUAGACACGUUAACCUGGCAUUAGAGAGAGGGGAAACCACAGAACACACGACGCAUCUGGGACGCAGAGGAGAUGCAGGCUGAUGUGUCACUUGCCUUCACGGGCAGCCUUCCAGCACAGGGAUAUUUCUGUGGAUCACAUAAUCUCUGAAUGUGCCUGAGACAGGCUAUUUUCAAUGCAAGAUUGGGAUAUAAAUUAAGGUAUAAAAUUGUCUCUGAAGCUUUGCACUUUUUUCUAUUUUGAUAGGCGUAUGUUUUUUAAUUAAUGAGUUGAAAGUAUGUAGUUUGAAUUAACACAUGAGGAGUCUGACUGUACGUUUUACAGCCCUAAAAUGGGCAUUUGGGGAUAUCUAACUUUUAAACAUCUUAAAGUAUUUAUAGAAUGCAUAGUACACUUGACAUUUUGGUAUCAGGUUUACAGUUGUCGGUUAAAACUGCGUUCUCCUAAUUUUAUCUUAAGAGUAAGGUUGUAUUUUUUUUAAGCCCAAUCAUUCCAUAAGUAAUUGCCGCUAUGAAGUUCUUCUUUUAAAAGAAGUGACUUUUACAGAGCUGGAAUCUUCAGAUCUUGUGCCUGUGGACAACCCAUUCCUUGGUACUUUCCAGUACAGGCAGCAGGGUGACUGGUUUUCUGUGUAUGUGGUGCUGUGCCUCAGUCCCACUGAGAGUCUUGUUGAGACUUCACACCUUUCUGUGGUAUCCUGCCAAAAACUGACUGGGCUGGAGUGCCCUUCUCUGGCCAGCUGUGUGUAGAAGGUGUGCAGGUGUGGGGCACCUUGCUGUGACAGCUUCACUAGCCUUUAUGCCACUGGAUUUUUCUCCCCCUGCCACUUAAUCUCUGUUUAGGACCAACUGAUCCUUCAGACAGCAGUUGUGUGGGUAGUGACUAGGCUAGUGGGCAUGUGCCCAUGAACCUCAAACACUAACUUUUUCGUGAAGUCUCCUAGAAAACUUCAAAUGAGAGUUAAUGGCUGCUAGCAAGAAACUUAAAAAUUGCAGCAGCAUACACCAGCUACACCUUCAGACUCGGUCUUUAUCUAGUAAGUGUGUUCAUCAGCCACUCUGUUCUUGAACAUUUCACUUCAGGUUUCAUGAACAACCUUGUUUUUUCCCCUCUCUUUUCUUCCCUACCUGAAAAUGCUUCAAGAUAAACAACAACAACAACAACAAAAAAAACCUGGACUUUUCCUACAGAAAGGAGGUGGUAUUUGUGUACUCAGAUAUUUUUAAAUAAAAACUGAGAUGCUGCCUAUA
Molecule: messenger RNA, 2208 nt
Organism: Calidris pugnax (ruff)
Lineage: Eukaryota; Metazoa; Chordata; Aves; Charadriiformes; Scolopacidae
Gene: LYSMD3
Product: LysM, putative peptidoglycan-binding, domain containing 3
Exons: 3
Coding region: 79-927 (282 amino acids)
Biological process (GO): Golgi organization
Cellular component (GO): Golgi apparatus
Source: RefSeq, a predicted model, not a curated record